Molecule: messenger RNA, 3988 nt
Organism: Seriola aureovittata
Lineage: Eukaryota; Metazoa; Chordata; Actinopteri; Carangiformes; Carangidae
Gene: rassf9
Product: Ras association domain family member 9
Exons: 2
Coding region: 1028-2338 (436 amino acids)
Biological process (GO): signal transduction
Source: RefSeq, a predicted model, not a curated record
GAAUACAUGUUGUGAAAUUAAAUAUAAGCAGUAAUUAUGUCCUGGCAAACACCUCUGAUUGUUGUCCAUUUUGUAUCCUAAUCUAGGAUGCUUUGGGUUGUAAUAUAAAAGAAGAGACUGGACGUUUCUAAUGAAAUACUGUAUGUACAUGUGGUACACUAUCACAUAAAAUCCACUUUGAUUGAAAGCCAAAAAGUAAGUAUAGUCGAGUUGGUGCAUCCUCAUUGUAAAUCAGCCUUAGUUUCAUUUGUUCAUAUUCACACUAAUUGGUCCCCAGAGAGAAUUAUCCUCUUUUAAUAUACAGUAAACAACCCAGCUGGAACAAGUCCAAGACAUAUGUGCUGUGCAGAAGAAACAGUCUGGCUGGAGUUAACGCAGGCUGCAUUCCUCUUAUGUCUGAAUCUCAUCUCUGUCAUUUCAAUCCAAACGCCGAGAGGCAGCUCACUGUAAACUAAUCAUAUUUCAACAUCACUUGACUUCUGCCUCUUCAUUGCACCGUUACAUAUAUUUGUAAAAGCUUAAUUCAUUGUGUGUUAUAUUGUGUAAUAUAUAUAAUCUUAAUAAUAUUUGUGCUAUUUGUUCUAUAAUCUCUUCUAUAAUCAAAAUGUGACUUAUUCCUAAUGGGAUUUUAGCACUUACUGCCCAGAUAGUCUCAUGUUCUCUUAUGUUUUAACUUGAGUUUAAAUUGACCUUAUACUGUAGGUUUUUUUUUUUUUAUUAAUAUUAUUUUAGUUUGGUUCCUUAAUUUACAGUUUUUUCACACAAGUAUUUACCUUUGUCAUUUUCUUUUCUGCUCGAGUUUCUCUAGUUUCUCUUGCAGGUGGAAGGGGGCAGAGUUUCACCGAUAAAUGUCUAUGAAGUCUGGGGAAACACCUCCCUCCCGCUUUUAGGAUGGGGCGGCGGACAGAGUUGCAGUCGGGACAGACUCAACUUUUCUGAAACACACCACACAACUGUCCGACGUCCUGCCAUGCGGGGACUCUAACGUAUUUCGGAUUGUUGUCUAUUUAAUUCCGCUCCUUCAGUCAUGGCUCCGUUUGGAAAAAACUUCCUGAAAGCUCGACUGAAAAACAGGACAAAAGAUGCCGAGCCUGUGAUCGGAAAAGAGAUUCAGGUUACUGUCUGCAAUGAGGAGAAGGUCGUCUGUGGGGUAACAAAGCACACAACUUGUGCAGAUAUGAUUCAGGCGUUACUGGAAGAUCACAAGUCAGUCCCGGAGAGCAAGCGGCUCCUGCACGGGGAACCCAAAGACUUCUGUCUCGUCGAGCGUUGGAAGGGUUUUGAGAGAGCUUUGCCUCCUCUCACCAGAAUCCUGAGGCUCUGGUAUGCCUGGGGUGACCAGAGACCCUUCAUCCAGUUUAUUCUCUUCAAAACCAGCGAUUUUGUGCCUCAGCCCGCCAAGAAGGCCGUUAAGUCCAAGGGGGCCAAGCAGAAGCGGUGGGAGCACGGCCGUGCGCACUACCCCCAGUCUCUGCCAGUGGAGAAGCAGAAGCGCAUGGUGAAGAAAGCUUUCAGGAAGCUGGAGAAGCUUCACAAUGACAGCAAGAGCUCCCCGGGCGCCGAGGAGAUCGAGCGGAUGGUGCAGCUUAUUCUCAACCAGGACCACACAAUCCGGGAGCAGAUCCAACACAUGAGGGAGCUGGAUUUGGACAUUGAGCAGUUUGAACUGCAGGUGCAGAGAGAGGCCGAGUGUGAGAGUUCACUGGCUCAGGCUUGCGGUCAGAGUUUGGAGGCGCACACUGAGGAGCAGCUGCUGGAGUACCUGUACACCGGCGAUGGAAUCGAACAGCUCGAGCUGCAGGUUCAGAGACACCGGGAGCUCAUCCUCCAGCUGUCCCGGGACAUUGACACUGAGCUGGGGAGGGCCAGUUUCCCGCUAGAGCAACAUGAGGAGAGUGAACAGGAAGGAGCGGCGGCUGCUUACUGGAUCGCCUCCGAGACGGACGAAUCGUUCUACACUGCCGAGCUCAAGAGGAUGCAGGAAGAACUGCAACACAGCCUCUUCACCGGCGUGUCCCUUCACAACCAAGCCGCAGAGAUAGACAAGCAGAUAAAGUACUUUGACACCACGCUGCUCUCCAAGGACCAGGAGUGCUGGCAUCUGGCUGCCCAGCUGAGCUCACUGCAAAUCGGGGACAGCACAGAGGAGAAGUCCAGUCCUCUCCCUGUGAAAAGUGAGACUCAGUGCAGCGUCUCACAGACGGUGAAACUCAAACACAGCCUGUCCCCUCUAGACAUUACAGACACAGACUCAGACACUGGGAUUAGCUCCACACACAGUCAGGACUCGCUGUCACCAUGUCUGGAUUUCCCUCCCCCACUGGAUACAGACGUUUGAACAACCCAGCUGACCCAGCAUUUAAAACAAAAAAAAGUUUUGUAUGCACUAGCCCCAGUUUGUGCCUCUCAGGUUCUCAUUAUCUGUUUGUCUGAAAGAUAAAUCCCCAGAGAUCUUAAUGACCCAAGAUGGUAAUUUAACUGGAGCUGAAAAAAAAAAAGAGAUGAUUAUCAGAAUAGUUGCAAACAGACAGAAAAUGAAUUAACGAUUUCAACCUUUUUUUUUUUUUUUUAAGUAAAGAUGUUAAACGUUCUUUGGUUUGGGCUUCUCAAAGGUUUUGCUGCUUUUCUUCAUCCUAAGUAUGAAUCUCUGCGAUUUUGUGAAAGUUAAGCUAGUGAUCUGCAACGGUCCACAUGACGUAAACUCGGCCAUCAGAGGGUCUGUGCGAGCCUCUGUCCAUGAACUCUAGACAAAAGCAUAACAACAAAUACAUGUUCAGCUGUCUGGAGUUUAAUUAAGGCCUCAAAUCAACAAACAAGCAAUUUGAGGAUUUCACUAUUUAUUAAUCUGGGCAUAGCUCAUUAUUUUCUGGCAUUUUAUUUAGAAAAAAAUCAAGUGAAACACCUUUUAGCUCGAUUUGAGUGACAUGAGCCAAAAUCAGCCCAAGUUUUAAUAUCAGGUAUAUUUAUCCACAAUGAUUUUGUUUUCCAUUAUUUUAACUUUUGAUACACAUUGUUUAUCUUUUGUAUUUUUUCUUGUGUUGUAAAAAAAAAAAUAAUAAUGCAUCACUUUUGGAUUGGGAAAAUGAGUCACAAGUUGGGGAACAUUGUUUAGUGAGCAGGUUUUUCUUUUCUUUUUCUUUUCUUAAAUCAGUAGUUUGGGUUUUUGUCUCUGAAAAUACCUUCGAAAAGAGCUGCAGUUGUUAAACAACAUUGUGGGUUUCUGAAAUGCUAAACGAUGCUCAGGCCUGAGACUGAAAUGUAAUGAUGAUGAUGAUGAUGAUGAUGAUGAUACAUGGACGGCACAAUCUGGAGGAAUGUACGCACCGAUUACUGUGUCACUGUCUGACCACUAGAUGACCCACUUUUAAAGUGUACAUUUGUGCGCCCAACAAAGAGGCAAUGACUAUUUACCACUGACAGACGUGUUUAACGUUUAAAGGCUCAGAUAGUUAAAAGGCUUCUUUUUUUAUUUUGUUUAAUUUCUGUCACAGGCUCUUUGUGUUAGAAAAUGGUGAAUGUAUGUUUAUUGCCCCUUUUUUUUUCUCUCAAGUUCUCAAUAUAUUUAUGAAGCUGCACUUCUUCCAACACACUUACAAGUCUAUUAACGAUGUUUUAUAUUAAAACAAGUAGCUGACUGGUUUGGAUGUAGAAUGUGUGAAAUGAAUCGUAAGUUUCCUCUCGACUACAUUGUAAAUACGCUGCUGUAUCUGCUGUAAAUGAUUCUUCUUAUGGCACAGGUGCAGACUUUAAAAAAAAAAGACAAUUUGAUAAAGCAACCGAGAAAUUAUUUAUUUAUCAUGUAAUUGUAUUUUUACAGAUGAUUGUUUCUCCUGUCAGGGGAUAAUCUCAAUCUGAUCAAACACAAUCACGACCAAAAUAACAAAUAUCUGGACUAUAAAUGUGUAACUCAUGCUUAAAAAAAAAAAAACAAGCUAUGAUAAAUUAAAAUGUAUAUUUCAACUUUCAUAAUAAACACUAACACUUUAAA